AUGUCUCAAAUUUGGUGGAAAGAAGCUUCAAUUUAUCAAAUCUGGCCAGCAUCCUACAAGGAUUCCAACGGUGAUGGAAUUGGCGAUAUUCCAGGAAUCAUCUCGACAUUGGAUUAUGUGAAAAGGCUCGGUGUAGACAUUAUUUGGUUGUCUCCAAUGUACGACUCACCUCAAGAUGAUAUGGGUUAUGAUAUCAGCAAUUACGAGGCCGUGUACUCCAAGUAUGGCACAAUGGACGAUAUGGACAAGUUGAUUGAAGAAAUCCACAAGCGUGGAAUGCGUUUGAUUUUGGAUUUGGUGGUUAAUCACACAUCGUCAGAACACCAAUGGUUCAAGGAAUCCCGGUCUAGUAAAACUGACCCAAAGAGAGAUUGGUAUAUCUGGAAACCUCCAAAGUACGAUGAGGAAGGAAACAGACAUCCUCCCAAUAAUUGGCAGUCAGUAUUCUCUGGAUCAGCCUGGAAAUAUGAUGAGGAAACCGAUGAAUACUACUUACAUCUUUUCGCAGAAUCUCAACCAGAUCUCAACUGGGAGAAUGAAGAAACUAGAAAGGCAAUCUACGACUCUGCUUUGAUCUUCUGGCUCGAUAAAGGUGUCGAUGGGUUUAGAAUUGAUGUCGCAGGAUUGUACUCCAAAGUUCAAACAUUUCCAGAUGCGCCUAUACUUAUUCCGGAUCUGGAGUGGCAGCCAUUUGACCAGUUUUGUCAGUCAGGACCACGUAUUCAUGAAUUCCACAAAGAGAUGUUCCAACAAGCUACAUCCAAAUAUGACGUUAUGACGGUGGGUGAAAUUGGACACUCGACAAGAGAAGAUGCCCUCAAAUAUGUGAGUGCUAAGGAAAAGGAAAUGAACAUGAUGUUCUUGUUUGAUGUGGUCCAGGUGGGUACUGAUCCUCAAGACAGGUACGGCAUCAAAGAGUGGAAGCUUAGCGAUUUUAAGCAAACUGUUAGAAAUAUGAGCUCUUUUGCUGAGGGAACCGAUGCUUGGAGUACCGUUUUCAUCGAGAAUCAUGACCAGCCUCGCUCGAUCACCAGAUUCGGCAAUGACCUGCCUCAAUGGAGGUUCAAGUCAGGAAAGAUGUUAGCAACCUUGCAGGCUUCUUUGAGUGGUACCUUGUUUAUUUAUCAAGGUCAAGAAAUUGGAAUGACUAAUGUUCCCAGAUCCUGGGACAUCAAGGAAUAUUUGGACAUCAGCACCAUAAACUAUUAUAAACUGUACAAGGAUGCUCAUGGCGAUGUGGGUUUGGACAAAGUUAUGGAUGGAAUCAAUUUGUUGGCGAGAGACAACUCUAGAACUCCAGUUCAAUGGGAUAGUUCUGAAAAUGCUGGUUUUUCAACUGGAAAACCUUGGAUGCGUGUAAAUGAUAAUUACAAAGAGGUGAAUGCUGCAUCUCAGGUUGAUAUUAAAGAUUCUCUUUUCAGUUUCUGGAAAGAAGCUUUGGUUGUCAGGAAGAAGUACAAGGAUGUUUUGAUUUAUGGAGAUUUAAAUAUCCUUGACUUCGAAAAUCAGAGCAUUUUCUCUUACACAAAAACUAACGGAGAAUCUGAGGCUUAUGUGGUACUUAACUUCACAAAAGACAUUCAAAAAUUUGAGAAGGGAGUGUCCGGGGACUUUGACCUCGUUUUGGCCAACGUUGCUUCGCCUUCUGAAAAUGAGUUAACUCCAUAUGAAGCACGAAUCUAUAUUAAGACCUCCUGA
Molecule: messenger RNA, 1698 nt
Organism: Sungouiella intermedia
Lineage: Eukaryota; Fungi; Ascomycota; Pichiomycetes; Serinales; Metschnikowiaceae
Source: the annotation of a GenBank genome assembly